Peromyscus leucopus (white-footed mouse) is the source of this 4980-nucleotide messenger RNA. It is a transcript of the gene Adora1, whose product is annotated as adenosine A1 receptor. Bases 343 to 1323 code for a protein of 326 amino acids. The record is from RefSeq and is a predicted model, not a curated record. Gene Ontology annotation, biological process: G protein-coupled adenosine receptor signaling pathway. Gene Ontology annotation, molecular function: G protein-coupled adenosine receptor activity. Gene Ontology annotation, cellular component: dendrite; synapse; membrane. NCBI's taxonomy places the organism in Eukaryota, Metazoa, Chordata, Mammalia, Rodentia, Cricetidae. The transcript is spliced from 3 exons.
UGCGGAGCCCGAUUGUCACUCAGCUCCCGCUCCGGGGGCGACGAAGGCGCUGGCGCCAGAGUGGAGUCUCGGUUAGCUACCAUCCCCCUGGACCUAACAGGCUAGCCCUGGGUUCUCCUGGCAUCUUCUGAGGGAGCGACUGCCCAAGGCUUCGAGAUUUGGGGACACUUGGCUAGACAGUUCAGGUGGCCAGGAGGAGCUCUGACAGCUUUGGUGUGACCUUGGGGCUGCCUAUGUCCCCUCCUUCCCAGGCUGGCAUCCCCACCGCAGGCUUCCUGACCACAGGUGCUGGCCUCGUGCCCCAGGGCGCCUGUCUGCUGAUGUGCCCAGCUCCUGCCCACCAUGCCGCCCUACAUCUCGGCUUUCCAGGCUGCCUACAUUGGCAUCGAGGUGCUCAUUGCCUUGGUCUCUGUGCCUGGAAACGUGCUGGUGAUUUGGGCGGUGAAGGUGAACCAGGCACUUCGCGAUGCCACCUUCUAUUUCAUCGUAUCCCUGGCAGUAGCUGAUGUGGCCGUUGGCGCCCUGGUCAUCCCUCUAGCCAUCCUUAUCAACAUUGGGCCACAGACCUACUUCCACACCUGCCUCAUGGUGGCCUGCCCUGUCCUCAUCCUCACCCAGAGCUCCAUCCUGGCUCUGCUGGCUAUUGCUGUGGAUCGUUACCUCCGAGUCAAGAUCCCUCUCCGGUACAAGACAGUGGUGACUCAGCGCCGGGCAGCAGUGGCCAUCGCUGGCUGCUGGAUCCUCUCCCUGGUUGUAGGCCUGACACCCAUGUUCGGCUGGAACAACCUGAGUGUGGUGGAGCAAGCCUGGGCAGCUAACGGCAGCGUGGGGGAGCCGGUGAUCAAGUGUGAGUUCGAGAAGGUCAUCAGCAUGGAGUACAUGGUCUACUUCAACUUCUUCGUCUGGGUGCUGCCGCCGCUGCUCCUCAUGGUCCUCAUCUACCUGGAGGUCUUCUACCUGAUCCGUAAGCAGCUCAACAAAAAGGUGUCGGCCUCCUCGGGUGACCCGCAGAAGUACUACGGGAAGGAGCUGAAGAUUGCCAAGUCUCUGGCCCUCAUCCUCUUCCUCUUCGCCCUCAGCUGGCUGCCACUGCACAUCCUGAACUGCAUCACCCUCUUCUGCCCGACCUGCCAGAAACCCAGCAUCCUCAUCUACAUCGCCAUCUUCCUCACGCACGGCAACUCAGCCAUGAACCCCAUCGUCUACGCCUUCCGCAUCCACAAGUUUCGGGUCACCUUUCUGAAGAUUUGGAACGACCAUUUCCGAUGCCAGCCCAAGCCUGCCAUCGACGACGACCUCCCAGAGGACAAAGCUGAGGACUAGACUCCGCCUUGCUCCCUCCAGCCCACAUCCAGUGGCUCUCUGCUCAUCCCUCGGAUCCCAACCGCUCCACUGCUCUUCCUCAGUUUCCCUAGCUGGGCUGUGUGGGCUGUGGGCACCAGGGAGGCUCUGAAGAGAUGCCAUAGAGCAGAGCCCCUUCUCCAAGGAGCCUGUACCUUGGGGAGCUGGAGGAGGUUUGGAGGUGGGUCAGGCUAUGGCGGGGAGCUGGGUACCCUGAGGUGAGAGGGGUGUGUUGAGUGCCCCUUAUCCGGCUGUUCUACAGUCAAACAGGGGAGCCUGCUGUUAGGUGUUGGUGGCCCAAGGGACCAACUUCAAGGAGAGGAUGAGACCCCCUCAGAGGAUGGCUAGAGAGAAGUGGGUAUGCCCUGGCUUUUCUUUCUCUCCCGUUCUGUAGGAAAGAUAGCAAAGUUCAGGGAAGGAGACCUCAUCCCCACCUCCAAGGAUUUUGUGUUUCUGGCCGUACAGGUACUGUGAUGCCUGCAAUCCUUACCCCGACAAGUCUGGGGUUAUCCUUGGGCGAGGCAGAAGGAAUGGGACCAAGGAUCGUGUCUCACAUUUUCUUUAUUCACAACCCUGGACUGCCUGCCAGGGGGCCUCUAAGCACUGGGGAAUGAGCAUGGUCCAGUAGGUGCUGGCCUCACCUAGCCAGCAGGGGGCAGCACUGAAUCCUUUCGCCCUGAACUUCCUGGGAGCUCCCAAUGUAACUUUUUGUCUUCUGGGCCACCAAAUGUCACCAACUCCCAGAAAGAGACAGGCCUGGACACUCCUGGAUGACACUAUCCCUGCUUCUGGGCCCCAGGAGAAGAGAGCCCUAGAAAGGACAGCCCUUGGGAGCACUCUGCUUGAGUGGGAAGGAGGAGGAAGUCAUCCUAGAGGGUCUCAGGCGACUAUAGGCACUCCUGGUAUGGAGUACAGUAGGCCAGACCAGACCAGAGGAGACGCUCUCUUGAGAGUGUGAGCCAUUGCCUUGCCAUCGUUGAAAUACCCAAAAUGCUCCUGGGGGCGGGGGAUUAAGAUCAAUUUUUAGGGGCUUCAAAAGCUGUGUUAUGAACAGAGUGUAGGCCUUUGUGGGUCUCAGUUAGGACCAAUCCAUACCCUGCUGAGCCCGAAUUUCUUCCUUGUGUGGACAGCAGGCAGGGGGAGGGUGACAGGUUCUGAGUGUGAUUAUUGACCCCAAGUCUUGAUUCCAGGCUCUUCCCUCAGCUGGAGGUAAGGCGUCCCUGGCUCUCAAGGAGGUCCCUAUGUCUAAUAAAAGACUGUGGACCCUUGUGGAGAGUGUGGUGCUGGCACUACCCCAGCACUGGCCGAGGGCAACUAGACCACCUCAGCAGAGAAGAUUGGAUGAGGGGAAAAGCUGGGAGAGGGGUGUGGAGGCAGAUGGGAGAAGGAAGGUUCCGGAGAUGGUGUAUCUGUUGCUAUAGUUACGCAUUUAGGGUAGCAAAUUGUGAAUCAGAAAGCAAGAUCCAGAACAUUCACAUGUCUAAAAAAAUGUCCUGUGCUACCAUGAGACCCUUCCGGCUGGCACCUUCCUCAUGGCAUAGUGUCUGCUCUGCAUAGUAACAUAGUAUCUUCCCAUUCACCGUGACACUACCACAGAAGCCCCAUGCUGGAACACCACACACACAUUUAUUUGACUGCUUCUCACCCAGUGUACAGCUCUGCAGGGGGGGACCAGUCACCGCACCUUUGGGGCACUCUUGUACCCAUGAGGCCUGACCUGAGGCCUGCCAAGCCCACUCCUGGGUCUGGACUCCAGCCUCUGGCGGAGGGAGGCCUGCAGAUACCACAGGCCUCUCCAUUAGCUCUUCCUAUGGAGUCUUGGUCUUGGGUAUCCGUGGAGAGACAUUUGGGGCCUGGAGGCCCGAUCCUCGGUCUGCAGGACCUGGCAGAGAAUGUCCUUCUGAGCCCUGGUAUGUGACCCAGCCUGCCAGAAGAGAAGUUGGGGAGUCAGGUAGAGAGCCGCCGCCACCUUUCUCUGUCCUUCCUCAGGCUCAGUUCUCAAUGCUGAACUCUGCCUAGUGUAGCUCUAGAGACUUCUAGUUCAUCCAGAGCCUCGGAGCCACCAAAUGAAGCAGGUCGGCCAGGGCUGGGUCCCCACUUCUCUGAGGAGGAAAAAGGUGCAAAGAGAAUACCUAUGUUUACAGUCACUCAAAGCCAAGACUAGACCCUGUCCUGUGACCACCCACUGGACCCUUCCCUUCCAGACCUCACCAGCAUGGCCCAGCCCUACACUGUCUUUACCAAACUGAACGUGCAUGCUAGUUGUCUUUAGCUGCGAAAUUGUACCCACAUCUGUCCACUGCCUUCCCUCCCUAGCCCUUCUCCAGUGAAAUUUUGGGCCUAGGAAGUGGGUUCUCUCUUCCCAGUGUCCUCUUUACCCUUGCUCUCACUGGAGGUAGCUGAAGGGGUGGGUCCAUCUGCUCACCUGUCUCCUUGUCCCAGUCUCUUGCCCAUAUUGCUUCUCAGUGUGUGGCGGAGGCUGAAAGAGAUCCUGCAGGUUAGAGCUUGGGGGAGACAGGAGGGAACUGAGAGGUUCGAGGUCAGUGAUCUCCAGUGCCCCAGGCCCCAGCGAGAACAUCUUCCCACUUGGAAAGCCACACAAACUGUCCCUACGCCUUGUCUCCUUCCCACUCCAGUUUUCACUCUAAGCUCCAAAGAGGGACUCUGCCUGUCCCCUCAUGGCCAGGCACUAAGGGGAACCUUUAGACUCCCACCUUUGACCUCCAGUCGGCAAUCCACAGAGGCCUCCCCUAGCACGUUGAUGGCCUUGCAAGUGUAGACUCCAGAAUCAAAGGGGCUGGGCUUCCGGAUCUCCAGGGUGCAGAUCCCUUGCUCAGAAACCGCUCGGUACUUGGGAUCACCCUGGAUGUCCAUCUUGUUUUUCAUCCAGAUGAUCUUGGGCUGGAGGCAAGGUCAGAUGAAGGAUAAUGAAGUGAAAACAUGGGUUGGAACCAGCUCUCAAGAGACAGUUUCAGCCCUCGCUGCCUCUGCCCACCCCACCAGCCCAGGGCCCCUCACCUUAGGUGAUGCUCGGACGCUGCAGAAUAGCUGUGUGCUGUAGCCAGGAGUGGAGAUGUGGUCCGCCAGGGGCUGGGUGAACGAGGGGGCUUCCGAGAAGUCUCGUUCAACAAACCCCUUAGGUUUGGCAGUCAUAUCUGGGGAGAAUUUGAGGUUAUAGGAAUGGAGGGGGGCUUCAGAAGACUGGCCUCAACCCCAACCCUUGGGAAGCUCAGCCUGGUCAACAACAUGUGGAGACUGUCAGGCGCCAGAGAAAGCCUCGCUGAGUGGAGUUGAGGCAGGUCAGAAGGCGAACGGCGAGGCAUGGGCGGGAAAGCCAGAGCCACAGGGGGGUGAGGUAAGCCGAACAUCACUUUCCAUUUCUGUCUGUCUCUGAGACCUGAGUGGCUUUCCUUUCUUCUAAACACAAAACUCUGAUGGCCGUGCUGCUUGGGCUUCCAGGGUGAGUGAGGUGGCUCAGUGGGUAAGGGUGCCCGCCACCAAACUUGCCACCCUGAGUUCAAUCCCUGGGACCCGGAAGAUAGAGAACGGACGAGUCGUCUUUAGAGUCUCCAUGCGCGUGCACGCGUGCAUGUGAACACACACUCACACACAAAUAAAUGUAAUUAAAAUGAACAAUAA